This is a messenger RNA of Carassius auratus (goldfish), 1195 nucleotides long. RefSeq lists its product as uncharacterized. Lineage: Eukaryota; Metazoa; Chordata; Actinopteri; Cypriniformes; Cyprinidae. The record is from RefSeq and is a predicted model, not a curated record. The coding region runs from base 1 to 1140 and encodes 379 amino acids. The transcript has 11 exons.
AUGACAGACCCUGCAGUUGUGGAAUUACCUGAGAAGAGAAAAAGGAAAAAUAAGCUCUGUGAUGAAAGUGACAUCAAUUCAGAGACCUCUUCCUGUGAAGAUGAUAUGAAGCAGUCAGGAAAUGAAGUGAAGCAAUCUGGUCUGAAGUCAAGAAAUGUCCCACUGCCCAAACCUCCUAUAUACCAUGAUACUCUUCAGAGAAGUGGGAAAAAAGAUGAGGAUGAUCCCAAGCCCACAAGCUCUGAUGUCUCAGAAUUUCAUGAUCUUCAACAACAUCACAUGACUUAUAAAGAAAUUACAGUGCAAACCAGGAUACCAGAUGAUGUGCAUUUAAAGAAGUCAAGAAAUGCAAUGAAGCGAGUUGGUCUGAAGACAAAGAAUGUUCAGCUGGCCAAAACUCCCAGAUACCAUGGUGACUGUCUGGAUGAUAACAAUGAAAGCCCUGAUGACAGUUAUUUAAACUCAAGCCAGCCCAACCCAGUAUUCUUAGAUACUCUUCAGGGAAAUGUGGCAAUGCAUGAGGAUGAUCAUCCCAAAAGCUCUGCUUCUUCAGGGAAGGAACCAAAGGAAACAAAAUGCAAAGUCACCAUGGAGAAAUUGUUUGAUCUGAAUACUAAGAUACUUCAACAAAUUCAAAUGCUGGAACAGAGACAAGCUGUCAUCAUGAAUGACUUGGCCAAAGUUAAGUCUGUUCUCAUGAAGCGGGCAGAAGAAGAUGCCCAUGAGGAACUUUUUAAACAACAACAGUGCUCCAGCUUUGAAAUGUUUGAAGCCUUCUGUCAGAGGCUUGAAGAAGACAAAAAUUAUCGAGAGCUUUAUGUACACUAUCUCAUCCAUACUCAUGGCAGCUCCAAUAUAGGUGAGAUGGUGAGACAGGCUUUAAAAAGCAUAGCGUCAGACAAUGUUCUCUGUCUGUAUAACAGAACGGGGAAAGAUGGGAAGAAGGUGUUGCCACCUGUGCUCCUGACAUGUUUGAAAAAAUGUGUCAGGUCUUUUCACAAACAAAAUGAAAUAGAGGUGAAGAAGCUAAAAGUUACCACCAGAACAACACCAGACGCGGAAUGUAUUCGCCAAGUAGAAAUUUUUGUGUCCAACGCCAACACCAGGCUGAAAAGGAAACCAAAUAAAGGAAAAAUCUGACUUUUUGUUUGAUUGUUUUGAUUGAUGGAAAUAAAGAAUGUGGGUGUAAAAGUUU